This is a messenger RNA of Rangifer tarandus platyrhynchus (Svalbard reindeer), 2547 nucleotides long. NCBI's taxonomy places the organism in Eukaryota, Metazoa, Chordata, Mammalia, Artiodactyla, Cervidae. The record is from the annotation of a GenBank genome assembly.
AUGCCGGCGGUCAAGAAGGAGCUACCCGGCCGUGAAGACCUCGCUCUGGCUCUGGCCACCUUCCACCCGACCCUGGCAGCGUUGCCACUGCCGCCGCUGCCUGGCUACCUGGCGCCACUGCCCGCCGCGGCCGCCCUGCCCCCGGCCGCCUCGCUACCAGCCGCGACAGCGGGCUACGAGGCGCUGUUGGCCCCGCCGCUCCGUGCCCCUCGCGCCUACCUGAGCCUGCAUGAGGCCGCCCCGCACCUCCACCUGCCCAGAGACCCUCUGGCCCUCGAGCGCUUUUCGGCCACUGCGGCCGCGGCACCGGAUUUCCAGCCGCUGCUGGACAACGGCGAGCCCUGCAUUGAGGUGGAGUGCGGCGCCAACCGCGCGCUGCUCUACGUGCGCAAACUCUGCCAGGGCAGCAAGGGUCCGUCCAUCCGCCACCGCGGCGAGUGGCUCACACCCAACGAGUUCCAGUUCGUCAGCGGCCGCGAGACGGCCAAGGACUGGAAACGCAGCAUCCGCCACAAAGGGAAAAGUCUGAAGACGCUUAUGUCCAAGGGGAUCCUGCAGGUGCAUCCUCCGAUCUGCGACUGUCCCGGCUGUCGAAUAUCCUCCCCGGUGAACCGGGGGCGGCUGGCAGACAAGAGGACAGUUGCCCUGCCCCCUGCCCGGAUCCUGAAGAAGGAGCUGACCCCCAGCUUCUCAGCCAGUGAUGGCGACAGUGACGGGAGUGGCCCGGCCUGUGGGCAGCGGCUGGGCUUGAAGCAGGAGAACGAGCCGCAUGUCCAUAUCAUGAAGAGAAGAGUCCACACCCACUGGGACGUGAACAUCUCCUUCCGAGAGACGUCCUGCAGCCAGGACAGCGACCUUCCCACCCUCAUAUCCAGCGUGCAUCGCAGCCGCCACCUCGUUAUGCCUGAGCAUCAGAGUCGCUGUGAAUUCCAGAGAGGCAGCGUGGAAAUAGGCCUGGGAGCCGCAGGUGACCUGUUGGGCAAGAGGCUGGGUCGCUCCCCCCACAUCAGCAGUGACUGCCCUUUGGAGAAGAAGGCCCGAAGCAAGUCUCCUCAAGAGACUCUGUUGCUUCCGGAACUAGGGCCCAGCAUGGCCCCUGAGGAUCAUUACCGCCGGCUGGUGUCUGCCCUGAGUGAGGCCAGCACCUUUGAGGACCCUCAGCGUCUCUACCACCUGGGCCUCCCCAGCCAUGAUCUCCUGAGGGUCCGACAGGAGGUGGCAGCAGCAGCCGCGAGGAGCCCCAGUGGCCUGGAGGUCCACCUGCCCUCAUCCACAGCAGGUCAGCGUCGGAAGCAGAGCCUGGCUCAGCACAGAGACGGCACCGGCCCAGCUGGCGCCCCAUCCUUCUCAGAGAGGGAGCUGUCACAACCGCCCCCCUUGCUGUCGCCUCAGAAUGCCCCACACAUCGCUCUGGGCCCCCACCUCAGGCCCCCCUUUUUGGGGGUGCCCUCGGCCCUGUGCCAGACCCCAGGUUACGGCUUCCUGCCCCCUGCCCAGGCGGAGAUGUUCGCCCGGCAGCAGGAGCUCCUGCGGAAGCAGAAUCUGGCCCGGCUGGAGAUGUCAGCAGAGCUCUUGCGCCAGAAGGAGCUGGAGAGCGCGCACCGGCCGCAACUGCUGGCGCCCGAGGCCGCCCUGCGCCCGCCGGACGGUGCCGAGGAACUGCAGCGGCGCGGGGCCAUGUUGGUGCUGAGACACAGCUCUGCGCCGCUGCUGGCCCUGCCUCCCCAGGGUCCCCCGGGUCCCGGGUCCCCUACCCCACCCCGAGAGCCUGCCCGCCGAGCUCCUCGGAAAGGGGGCCCCAGCCCUGCCUCAGGCCGGCCCAGUGAGUCCAAAGAGACAACGGGAGCUGGACUCUGGGCACCAGACGGUUCUGAAGAUGAACCCCCCAAGGACUCAGACGGCGAGGACUCCGAGAUGGUGGCUGUUGGAGGCCAGGUCCCCCACCCAGGCCAAGUCCCACCUGGAGGGGCCAGCUCUGAGGGGAAGGGACUUCUCUCAGGGUCCAUGCUGCCCCCUCCACUGCCCCUGGGCUUACCCUACACUGUCAGCCCCUUCUUCCACACAGGCACCAUGGGGGGCCUCUUCAUGGAUGGGGAGGAGGCCACAGCCCCUGAGGACGUCAGCAAGUGGACAGUGGACGAUGUCUGCAGCUUUGUGGGGGGCCUGUCUGGCUGUGGAGAAUAUGCACCGGUUUUCAGAGAACAGGGGAUUGACGGGGAGACCCUGCCCCUGCUGACAGAAGAACACCUCCUGACCACCAUGGGGCUGAAGCUGGGGCCUGCUCUCAAGAUCCGGGCCCAGGUGGCCAAGCGCCUGGGCCGCGUCUUCUACAUGGCCAGCUUCCCCGUGGCUCUGCCACUGCAGCCACCGACAGUGCGGGCUCCUGAGCGGGAGCUCAGCUCAGGGGAGCAGCCCCUGUCCCCAGCAUUGGCCCCCUCCCCCUAUGGGGGGGUGCAUCCCCCGUCCAGCCGCGCCUCACCCAAGCAAGAGAAUGGAACCAUGGCUCUGCUCCCAGGGCCUGCAGACCCCUCCCAGCCUCUGUGCUGA